Messenger RNA from Helianthus annuus (common sunflower), 1891 nucleotides. RefSeq names its product receptor-like protein EIX1. Gene Ontology annotation, molecular function: protein binding. NCBI's taxonomy places the organism in Eukaryota, Viridiplantae, Streptophyta, Magnoliopsida, Asterales, Asteraceae. The record is from RefSeq and is a predicted model, not a curated record. The transcript has 2 exons. Bases 52 to 1776 code for a protein of 574 amino acids.
CUUGUAAACUAAAAAUCAAGCGAUUGGUUAUUCCCUUCUUAAUCAACCAAUAUGAGUGCUCGAUUUUCAGUUUCUUAUUUCUCCUCUUGUAACUUGUGUUUACUUAUUUUUUUGGUCUUGUUAUGUUUGUGUUUAUCUGAUCAAAAGUCUGAUAAUGUAUUAUGCAUGGACAGCGAGAGACAAGCACUACUCGAGUUCAAGCACAACCUCAUAGACGAAGCAGAUCGGCUUGCUUCUUGGGAUGCUGAGAAUAAUGACUGCUGCAGAUGGGCUGGAAUUGUUUGUGACAACAUCACUGGCCAUGUUCAUGAGAUUCGUCUUCGUGGACAUGAUGAUCGUUGUGAUAGACCAUAUUCAUAUAAUCUGUUCAUGAAAGGCUUAAAGCAGAUAUUAAGGGGGAAUUUAAGUUCAUCCUUAUUGGAGUUAAGGCAACUCAAGUAUUUGGACUUGAGCUGCAACGAUUUUGAGGAGAUCCAAAUUCCAAGUUUCAUAGGUUCUCUUAGAAACUUGAGGUAUCUUAAUCUCUCUGAAUCGAAAAUUGUUGGGAUUAUCCCUCCUCAAAUUGGGAAUCUUUCAGAGUUACGUGUCCUUUCUCUUGGAAGUUCUUAUGGUUAUCCUCAAAGGACAUUAACAAGCAGGAAUUUACAAUGGCUGUCAAAUCUUCGUUGGUUGCAUCAUCUAGAUAUGAGUAGCACAAACCUUAGCAAAGCUACUGAUUGGUUUCAGGUGAUUAACGCUCUCCCUUCUUUGGUGCAACUACAUAUGUCUGGAUGUGGACUCAGAAACGCAUAUUCCCAUGUUCCAAGUCUUAAUGGGAACAAGAUCUCAGGAAGGAUACCUUAUUCCUUAAUGAACUUGUCAUCCUUAAGUAUCCUUCAACUUGGACAAAAUGAGCUUGUUGGAAGCAUUCCAGCAUGGUUUGGAACAAAGCUCAAUUUAUUGAGAAUUGUGAGCCUUAGGCACAACAAUUUGGAAGGAAAUAUUCCCCACGAGCUUUGUUAUCUUUCACUUACUCAAAUUUUGGAUCUUGCUCAUAAUAAUCUGUCAGGAAAUAUUCCAAGAUGUUUCAACAACUUUAGCAUCAUUUCAGGGAAAGAAACUGUCCCAGAUCUUCAGUUUUAUUUCAGUACGCAACAAGGAGGUUCCACUCAGGGUAGUGCUUCGUUGGUGAUGAAGGGCCGAGAAGACAGAUAUACAGGUUCUAUAGGACUGGUUAUGCUAUUAGACCUGUCGGUGAAUAAAUUUUCUGGGCAAAUCCCAAUUGAGUUAACAACCCUCCUCAAGUUAAAAGCGUUGAAUCUAUCAAGAAAUCAAUUGACAGGAAGGAUCCCAUACAAGAUUGGAGAUUUAAGAGCGCUUGAAACUCUUGAUUUAUCAGUGAACAAGCUCUCUGGGGAACUUCCCGGGAGUUUAUCAACCAUGUAUUCCUUGAGUAACUUCAAUGUGUCCUAUAACGAUUUGACCGGGAGAAUUCCAGUCAGUACUCAGCUUCAGAGCUUCAAUGAGUCGAGUUUCAUUCACAAUAAACUAUGCGGACCUCCUCUUACUGAGCCUUGUAAAAAUGUUGACACAAGAGAACACCAAAAAGAAGAUGAUGCAUCUAAUGGUGUAGAUUGGGAUUUGAUUAUAAGCAUUGUGCUCGGAUUCAUUGUUGGUUUUUGGAUCGUUGUGGCCCCGUUGAUAGUCAAGAAAUCAUGGAGCGUUGCAUAUUUUGGUUUCUGGAGUGAGCUCUAUGAUGUUAUACAUAAGUAUUUUUUCAAUAUGUUUUGUAAGUGAUUAAAUUGUUGUGAUGUUGUAAUAGGUUUUAAUGUUUUUGUUACAAGCUUGUAUUCGAGAGGACUAUUCAAUAUUGUCAUGCUUAACUAUGUAAUUUUGAGAAAAAAAAAAGAAC